Messenger RNA from Synchiropus splendidus (mandarinfish), 5584 nucleotides. It is a transcript of the gene hdac4, whose product is annotated as histone deacetylase 4. NCBI's taxonomy places the organism in Eukaryota, Metazoa, Chordata, Actinopteri, Syngnathiformes, Callionymidae. Gene Ontology annotation, cellular component: histone deacetylase complex. Gene Ontology annotation, biological process: negative regulation of transcription by RNA polymerase II; chromatin organization. The transcript has 27 exons. The record is from RefSeq and is a predicted model, not a curated record. Gene Ontology annotation, molecular function: histone deacetylase activity. The coding region runs from base 252 to 3563 and encodes 1103 amino acids.
UGGUAAAGUGGAGUGGCUUUUUAGUCUUUCAAAGAUAUGUGGAAAUGCCUUUCCGGUCAAAUAGAUCCACACACGUUGAAACUGAAAUAUUGAAUAUCACGUCACAUCCCACAGAUCUCAUUCUGUGUUAUUAUUCACAACGCUUUUUUGUUCUUCUUUUGCUGCAGUCCAAUAUCGGAGGAUAUAACUACUUUGAGUGAAACAUGGUGCACUGAGACCCUCAACUACUCUUUAAGGGACGACCUACUACUAUGAACUCACACAGUGCAGAUGGUGUGUUAGCCAACAAGACGCAGCACUUGCAAGUUCUCAAACCGACUCUGCGCAACCAUCUGGUUGACGUCAGCACGGCAGUGCUGCCCACGUCAGUGCCUCCUGCCACCACGCCCAUCCUCCCCAUGGAUCUGCGCAUAGUUGACCACCACCAUCACCAGCAGAAUCCAUUCGGAUUGCUCCCACAGCCUCACCCGACGCCUCCCACCGCUGCCUGCCUAGCAUCCUCUGAGCCAAGCAACGGACCUGUAGUCAACCACCAGGAGCAGCGGCUCCAGCAGGAGCUGGUAGCCCUCAAACACAAGCAGCAGCUCCAGAGGCAGAUACUGAUCGCAGAGUUCCAGAGGCAGCAUGAGCAGCUGUCGCGGCAGCAUGAGGCACAGCUGCAUGAGCACAUUAAGCACCAACAGGAUUUACUGGCACUGAAACACCAACAAGAGCUGCUGGAGCAUCAGAGGAAAAUCGAGCAGCAGCGUAAUGAGCAGGAACUGGAGAAACAGCAGCGGGAGCACAAACUGCUUCAACUCAAGCACAAGGAAAGAGGACAAGAGAGUGCCGUCGCCAGUACAGAGGUAAAGUUGCGGCUUCAGGAGUUCGUCUUGAAUAAAAAGAAAGCACUGGCUCAGCGAAACUUCAACCACUGUCUGCCUGGUGAUCCAAGAUACUGGUAUGGCAAAACCCAACACAGCUCUCUGGACAAGAGCUCUCCACCCCAGACGGCUUUGUCAGCCUACCAUCAUCCAAUGCUGGGAACCUAUGACACUAAAGAUGACUUCCCUCUCCGUAAAACAGCCUCCGAGCCAAACUUGAAGCUUCGGUCUCGACUAAAGCAGAAAGUGACGGAGCGACGCAGCAGCCCACUCCUUCGAAGGAAAGACGGUCCCAUCACCACUGCCAAGAAACGCUCUCUUGAUAUCGCUGAAUCAGCAUGCAACAGUGCUCCAGGCUCAGGUCCCAGCUCACCCAACAACAGCUCCAGUAACAUCCCUAAUGAGAACGGGGUCACCAUGUCCGGCAGCCCUGGAGAGGCUUCUCUUCUCCACCGCCUGGCUGCGAGGGAAGGUUGCAUGAGCCAUCUGUCCCUCUAUACCUCCCCGUCUCUGCCCAACAUCACUCUGGGGCUGCCUGCCACCGGCUCUGGAACCACUGUGAUAUCGUCGCACCAGGACGGCGAGAGUCGCUUGGCAUUGCCGGCACUGCAGCAGGGCAUUCCUCUGACCUCUCCUUUCCUCCCCACUUCACACUUACCAUCCUACUUGGCAUCGUCAGCACUGGACAGAGAGGCGGCCGGAGGGUCCGCAGCUGCUCACAGCCCCCUCCUGCAGCACAUGGUGUUGCUGGAGCAGAGCCACAAUCCCAUAGUUGGCCUGAGUGGCCUGCCACUUCCCUCGCCCUCCGUCUCCAAGCUCGCCCGGGGCCACCAUCCUUUGGGGAGAACCCAGUCAGCACCCCUGCCUCAGCAGCAGUGUGGGCAGGCGCAGGCCCUGCAGCAGCUGGUGGUCCAGCAGCAGCACCAGCAGUUCCUCGAAAAGCACAAGCAGCAGUUCCAGCAGCAGCACAUCAUUAACAAGAUCAUGUCCAAGCCUGGAGAUCAGGUCUCAGCCCCCAGCUCAGGCCCGUCUGUCUCGGCCCGUCAACACCAGAGUCACCCAGAGGAGACAGAAGAAGAGCUCAGGGAGCACCAGGGCCUCUCCUCUUCGUCAUCGUCCUCCUCCUCUACCUCAGUGCACGAGGUUGCUCGCGGGCUGGUGAUCAAGCAGGAGCCCCCAGACCCACAUGAGCUGGAGGAGAGGGAGAGACAGGCUGAGCAGGAGCUGCUGUUCAGACAGCAGACGUUGCUGUUGGAGCAGCAGCGGAUCCAACAGCUGAGGAGCUACCAGGCAUCAAUGGAAGCAGCCGGGCUCUCAGUCACUUUCGCUGGUCACCGGCCACUGUCCAGGGCUCAGUCAUCUCCGGCCUCCGCCUCCUUCCCCAUGGUGGUGCAAGAGCCGCCGUCCAAACCUCGAUUCACCACAGGUCUGGUGUACGACUCCUUGAUGCAGAAGCACCAGUGUAUAUGUGGAAACACGACCAGCCACCCGGAGCAUGCUGGGCGCAUUCAGAGCAUCUGGUCCCGGCUACAGGAGACGGGCCUGCGGGGACACUGUGAGUGUAUCCGAGGACGAAAAGCCUCACUGGAGGAGCUGCAGACUGUCCACUCAGAACCUCAUGUCCUGAUGUAUGGAACCAACCCACUGAGACAGAAGCUGGACUGUUCAAUUAGCCCCAUGUACGUGAGGUUACCGUGCGGAGGCAUCGGGGUGGACAGCGACACCAUCUGGAACGAGGUCCAUUCAUCCAGUGCGGCACGUCUGGCUGUGGGUUCGGUGGUGGAGCUUGUCUUCAAAGUGGCGCUGGGAGAGCUCAAGAAUGGUUUCGCUGUCGUCCGACCCCCCGGUCACCAUGCUGAAGAGAGCACGCCCAUGGGAUUCUGCUACUUCAACUCAGUGGCCAUCGCUGCCAAACUCCUCCAGCAGAGGCUCAAUGUCAGCAAGAUCCUCAUCGUGGACUGGGAUGUUCACCAUGGGAACGGAACUCAGCAGGCCUUCUACGCCGACCCAAACGUCCUCUACCUCUCACUGCAUCGCUACGACGACGGGAACUUCUUUCCUGGAAGCGGAGCCCCAGACGAGGUUGGUAGUGGAGCGGGGGAAGGCUUCAACGUGAACAUGGCCUUCACUGGAGGACUGGACCCACCCAUGGGGGACGCAGACUACCUGGCUGCUUUCAGGACGAUAGUCAUGCCAAUCGCCAACGAGUUUGCUCCAGAUGUGGUCCUGGUAUCAUCGGGCUUCGACGCAGUGGAGGGACACGCUCCGCCUCUGGGAGGAUACAAACUGACGGCCAAAUGCUUCGGGUACCUGACCAGGCAGCUGAUGGGUCUGGCUGGCGGUCGGCUGGUGCUGGCCCUGGAGGGGGGUCACGACCUCACGGCCAUAUGUGACGCCUCCGAGGCCUGCGUCUCCGCUCUGCUUGGCAACGAGUUGGAGCCCAUUCCAGAUGAGGUGUUGGAGCAGAGACCCAACGCCAAUGCUGUCCACUCCAUGGAGAAAGUGAUCGAGACUCACAGUAAAUACUGGCGCUCCCUGCAGCGCUCGGCCUCCACCCUCAGCUGCUCUCUAAGUGAGGCUCUGCAGCGGGACAGCGAGGAAGCUGAAACAGUCUCUGCCAUGGCCUUGCUGUCUGUCGCCAACAAACACAAGGAGAAAAAGACUGAAGAGGAACCUAUGGAAGAGGAAGCUCCCAUGUAAAAUAAAAGCGUUUUUUUCUGUAGUUUUUGACCACUUGGAGCAGCCGACGCCCCCAACAGUGGGACAUCACUGUUCCCCAGGCGACGGUGAUUCUUGGUCUCCCGAUCCUGGGGCGAAUCAGAGUGAACUCUGAAGACGCACUGCGCACAGACUGAUCAGCACUGACGUGUCUCUUCAUCUCCUGGAUGUAAGAGCAAAGACUCCUCCACAACCUCGAGUGCCAGUAAACACUAGACAACACUUUCUAAAGCCAGUCGCAGCCUGACGCCCUCCUGGCGUGGGGUUUCCCGACUUUUCCGUUGCUUGUCGUCUCCUCACAGAAGAAAGCCACCGGAGCUAAUGUGAUUGUGACUCUGCACUGACGAUGGAUCCUCCCUGCUGUGUUGGCUCAUCUAGAUCCAGAAAUUUGGAGUGGAGACGGACUCGAAAUAUCUGACAGCGAACGAGUGUGCGCUUGUGCCUUUUUAUUUGUCUGGUGGAGUCUCUUGUUGAACCGAACAAACUUUGCCUUAAAAAUAGGAGGCUCGGGAAUCAGGGCAACUUCAGCCCGGACUGUUUAUGUCACAGCAAGACGUCUGCAUGUUGUCGGCACAUAGCCUGCUCUCUUCAGCAUGUUUACCCAGCAUUCCCGUUUUCCCCGUCCUGUCCCUCCAUCUCUCCAUUCUCAGCGUGGAAAGUCAUUUCCAGCCACAAGUUGGAGCGGGAUCAAGUGUUAUUUAAAGCCGAUCAACUAUCAGUUCUCCUGUAGGGAACGCUGACUCGGCGCGGCUUGUUGCAGUCUAAAUAUCAUUGUCACACCACAAACUGUUGAGUCAUGUAGAGGAGAAGCAGCCUUUUAUGGAAGAGGUGCAGCUGUUUCCGUAGCAACCAGGAUGGUGCCACCUGUGAGUUUCCAAGGGGUGUGGAGGUGAAACACACACACAGCUGCAGACCACAUGUUGAAGGCAGGUGUCCACAUCACUGCGCUUACACUCCUCUUUGUCCUGUUUGUCAUUAGAUUUACUCACUUUCAGGCACCAGAGGAAAGAUCGGUCUCCAUCACCAACGUUCACAUCAGCUUGUUUAGUUUCAUCUACAUGGUUUCUAAUCUUUCCACAGGUCAUGGUUCAUUUUUAGUGUGGCAUGUCCUGAGGAGUGUGACCGUAACGCUAAACCAGUCGGUGUAGGUUUGAAUCCCUCAUGGUGAUACAGACAAGAUGGUGUUGAAAAAGCGCUGUGGUCCACGCAAUCGCUGAUGUCAGCACAAUUUGCUGGAGUUUAAAUGAUUCAGAUGGGACGUCAAAAUCAUCCAGGCUUUAUCAUGAAUUCAUCACAAUGAAUCGUUUGUUAAUGUUGGACCACAUUAAAAUGCUCUGUGCUGCGUACAGUACACAACAUUGUUGUACUUUGAUCUUUUAAAACUUGAAUUUUCCGUCCAUUAAUGUGAGCUGGUUUAGUCUCUUUCAGCGUGGAUGUUUUGGUCAUGACGCCAACAUUGUAUAACGUGGUCCACAUUGGAAUUAGCGGAUGAAAAAUGUUCCCAGUGAAAGACAGUCUAUAUGCGAAUAAUCUUUUUCAGCACUUUUUGGAUGAAUUCAUUAAUUUUUGUCUGCAAAGUCUGUUAAAGUCCCAUAAGUCAUCAUGUUUUAUUUUGCCCAAGUGUACGCCUGUGGCUUGCAAACAAAAUUAGCAAAACUGUUGUGAAGUCUUAAACCUCCCCAAAAAGUUGAGUUGACCCCGCGAACGUGUACUUCAGACUCCAGAACUUAUGCUGACAUCUUAAGUUUCAAUAUGGAAGUGGCCUUCGUGCUACAGUUGAUAAGGGCCAAACACUAUGUGAGACCUGGUUUGUGAACUUGUCAAGCAAACCUAGCUUGUUGCCCACAAGUCGCUCACUUUUCAGCAGUGUGAGCAAAUCACAGCUAUCCAUCAUUAGUAUCGGCACUCAGUUUGAGUCCUCCUUUUUCAGGUUUGAAUGGAAGUCACGUGACCUGACAGUGUAAAUAAAUGGCCUUAAAGGUUCCGAGGCUUCAUCCCUCCAA